AUUGUAAAACACCGCCCAUCUGGUUGAUAAUGUGAAAUAAACCGAAUGUGUCGUUGUUGUUGUUAGUCCAGGUAGACGCAUCGUAUCGUUUUAGAUUUUAAUGUUUUGUUGUUUUUAAUGAAACUGUAAGAGUGAAUUUUCAUCAAGGCUCUGCGGAGGACAGAGAAACUACAGAAAUGACUCGCAGACUUUGAACGGAGGUCCUCUCUAUGGUUUUACGCUGCGUAUUUAGUAAAUGUAGUAUAUGUAGCUGCAGACAUGAAGAUCACAGACAGCGUGUUUCGGAGUUUCAGGGUCGCCAGGACAUAUAGAGAAAAUUCAGAGAAAGUCAACUGUGUGGACUACAGCCCGAAUGGCGAAAGUGCAAUAUCAAGCAGCGACGACGACUGCAUUGUGUUAUAUGACAUCCGGGAGGGAAAACCCGAACGGACUCUGUUCAGCAAGAAGUAUGGAGUGGACCUCAUCCGCUACACUCAUGGAGAUACACAGACAGUCGUCUACAGCUCCAACAAACUAGAUGAUACCAUACGAUACCUGUCGCUGACUGACAACAAGUACAUUCGGUAUUUCCCCGGUCACACUGCAAGGGUUAUUGCUCUCUCCAUGUCACCAGUGGAUGAUACGUUUAUCUCAGGCUCGUUGGACAAGACGAUCCGAAUCUGGGACCUGCGCUCUCCAAACUGUCAAGGUUUGACUAAUCCACUGGGGAAACCUGUAUGUUCCUUUGACCCUGAUGGGCUGAUAUUUGCUGCAGGGGUGGAAUCACAGGCCAUUAAAUUGUACGACCUUCGCGCUUUUGACAAGGGUCCGUUUGCCUCCUUUGAGACGAGGUUUAAUCGUGUCUGUGACUGGACUGGACUCAAAUUCAGUAACGAUGGGAAACAGAUUCUCAUCUCUACAAAUGGAGGGAUGAUCCGUGUCCUUAAUGCUUUCAAUGGAUCCGUGCUGCACACUUUUUCUGGCUACAACAACAGUAGAGGCAUCUCCCUGGAGGCCUGCUUCACUCCCGACUCACAGUUUGUCAUGAUUGGCUCAGAGGACGGGAGAGUCCAUGUCUGGAGCACAGAGAGUGGGAUGAAGGUGGCCGUGCUGGACGGGAAACACCCAGGACCCAUCAACACUCUGCAGUUCAACCCCAGAUACAUGACGUUUGCCAGCGCCUGCACUAACAUGGCCUUUUGGCUCCCGUGUGUGGAUGACUUAUAGUGGGAUUGAGUCAUCGUAUAACACGUUACCGUCAGGCGGUGAUGCAGGGAUACAUUCAUGUGUCGGACUGCCUUUUUGUGGCCUGAUAACAACCUCAUGACUUCAUGUUUAAUGUUAAACGUUUUAUCAACAGUAUUUUUAAACUUGAAAGGGUCGUUACUGCUAUGACAGAACAAAAUACCUCCCAUAAAAGGACAUUUUUUUACACAGUUCAGUGUAAUAUUUUAACCCCAUACCUUGAAACUUCAAAUAUAAUUAACAGAUUAAUCAUCAGUGUUUUUAUUGUAUAAAUAUUUGAUAAUAAACUGUUAAGAAAAGUA
Seriola aureovittata is the source of this 1526-nucleotide messenger RNA. RefSeq names its product WD repeat-containing protein 82-like. The transcript has 9 exons. The coding region runs from base 259 to 1206 and encodes 315 amino acids. Gene Ontology annotation, cellular component: Set1C/COMPASS complex. NCBI's taxonomy places the organism in Eukaryota, Metazoa, Chordata, Actinopteri, Carangiformes, Carangidae. The record is from RefSeq and is a predicted model, not a curated record. Gene Ontology annotation, molecular function: protein binding; chromatin binding.